AUGAGUACCUCACAGACAACUCGAUCACUUGUGCUUAAGAAAGCAGCCACUUCUACGAGUGGAGGAGUGUAUCAUGACGUCGUUAUAGAGAAUCGGAGGCUUGAUCCAGCGCUUCAGUCUGAUGAAAUAAUAAUUAAAAUAUCUGCUGUUGCGUUCAAUCAUCGUGAUCUCUGGAUUAGGAAGGGCCUGUAUCCUGGCAUUGCGUUUGACAGUGUGCUGGGUGGAGAUGCGGUAGGAACAGUGAUCGCAUCCACGAAUCCAAAUGAUGAGUUACUCAACAAGCGUGUAUUCAUCGUUCCCAUGCAAGGCUGGCAAUCUGCUCCCGACGCUCCCGAAAACCCGCUUGGGAUACCACUCCUUUUGGGAGGCCUUAAGUUUCCUUCUCUCGGGGUGUUCUCAGAGUUCAUCAAGGUUUCAAGAGACGAGGUAAUUGAAGUUCCAGAACACUUGGACGACCAUCAUGCAGCCGCAUGGCCUCUCGCCGGAGUAACCGCCUGGAGGGCUGUUGCAGUUGCUGCAGAUGUUCGGAAAGGCGAUAGUGUUCUCAUCACAGGCAUCGGCGGAGGUGUUGCACUGGUUGUACUCCAGCUUUGCAUCGCAAAAGGCGCCAAUGUCUACGUUACUAGUGGGAACAACGAAAAGAUAGAAAAAGCCAUUGGACUAGGAGCCAAAGGAGGAGUGAACUACAAAUCAGCUACAUGGCCCGACGAUCUUGCCCGAUUGCUGCAACGAGACGGGGCACAGCUCGCAGCAAUAAUAGAUUCCGGGGGAGGCGACUUAUUCAAGAAAGUAGGUGCCUCACUUAAAGCGGGAGGAAAAUUAGUUUGCUAUGGAAUGACGGCCGAGCCGAAGAUAACAUUCACAAUGCGGGAAGUAUUAAGAAACCAGAAGCUGAUAGGAACAACCAUGGGGUCAAAGAAGGACUUGAUCGAUGCGACGGAGUUCAUUAAGCUCCACGAGGUCAAACCAGUCGUCUCUGUCGUUCUUGAAAGUUUGGAUGAUUUUGAGAAAGGGUUCGAGCUAAUGCAACGAGGUGAUCAAUUCGGAAAGAUUGUUAUGAAAAUGAACAGAAAAAGUAGCAGCAAACUAUGA
Fomitiporia mediterranea MF3/22 is the source of this 1092-nucleotide messenger RNA. RefSeq names its product NAD-binding protein. The coding region runs from base 1 to 1092 and encodes 363 amino acids. The transcript has 8 exons. The record is from RefSeq and is a predicted model, not a curated record. NCBI's taxonomy places the organism in Eukaryota, Fungi, Basidiomycota, Agaricomycetes, Hymenochaetales, Hymenochaetaceae. Gene Ontology annotation, molecular function: oxidoreductase activity.